Molecule: messenger RNA, 2171 nt
Organism: Myxozyma melibiosi
Lineage: Eukaryota; Fungi; Ascomycota; Lipomycetes; Lipomycetales; Lipomycetaceae
Exons: 1
Coding region: 103-1827 (574 amino acids)
Source: RefSeq, a predicted model, not a curated record
GCCUUCUGCAUCAUUUUUCUCCUCCUCCUCCACCCAACCCCAUCCCCCAUCCGGCUUCCCGCAUCCCAAUCAAUCCCCUCCUCCCCACGCCGCAGCUCCACAAUGCGCUCCGCGUCCUCCCGCAGACUCGUGGUCGCGUCCCUCGCGGCCUCCGUCUUCAUCCUCCUCCUCUGGUCCCUCGUCGACCCUGGCUCGCUCGCAAACAUGGCCGCACACGCGCCUGAGCAGCAAACCAUCGGCCAAACGACCGCAAACAACAUCAUGCCGCCUAUCGCCGAUCUCAACGGCCAGUCUGCGUCUGCCCCUGCCUUGACUGUCGAGACUGUCGACACUCUUGCCGAUGAAGACUCCCCCGCCACUCUGUCCUCUGCUGUCGUCGCCGACGCCGACAUCGACGCCAACGUCACCGCCGAUGCCACCGUCGGCCUCGUCGCUGGCGCCGAGGAGACUGAGACUCAGGAAGAGGAGGCCGAAGAGGAGGCCGAAGAGGAGGCCGAAGAAGAAACUCUCUCGCUGCCGCUCGUCAAUGGCAAGCCCAUCGACAUCAACUUCCUCAUCCCGCUCUCCUCCACGCACUUCAACUUCUGCCGCUCGCUCUACACCGCCCUCAUCAACGACUACCCCAAGCCCACGCUCAUCAACUGGGGCAGAAAAUUCGAGGACCCCGCCGCCGGACGCGUCUACAAAAUCAGCGGAAUCGACGAGUACCUGCACCGCAUGCGCGACGACGAGUUCGCCUUCAUCCUCGACGGCUACGACGUCUGGUACCAGAUCCCCUACGCCGACUUUGUCACGCGUUUCGUCGAGUCCACAAAAGAAGACAACCACCAGACCGUCGUCUUUGGCGCCGACAAAAAAUGCUGGCCAAACGACCCGAGCUCGCCCGCGUGCACAAACAUCCCCUCCUCGCCGCUGCCGACUGACGUCUACGGACCCAACACCGACGUCAUCAACCAAGUCUACCGCCAGCAGUACAUCAACUUCCGUCCGCGCUGGCUCAACUCGGGAAACAUCAUCGGCCCCGUCACCGAGCUCCGCCACAUCUACGACCAGGCAAACUACUCCAUCACGCACGCGCCACCCGAUCAGGUCUUUUCCGAUCAGAUGUACAUCGCCGACAUCUACGGUGAGCAAAAACUCAAGAUGACUGUCGACUACACCUCCGAGCUCUUCCAGACCAUGACCUUCUCGCACCGCGACAUCACCUUCCUCGAAGACGACAUCUUCUCCUUCCCCCGCAAAAAGCCCGACGAGCGCCGGCUCUACGCAUUCAACCGCAUCACCUCCAAACUCGCCCCUAUCCUCCACUUCAACGGUCCGAAAGAGCACAUGGACGAGUGGUGGCCCAAGAUGUGGUGGUACAGUGAGCGUAACAACCCGGACGUCAUCGCAAAGUCAAAGGAGAUCUACGAAACCGGCGGCGCGUACGAUCCGGACGGGAACUUCAUCCCCUGGAGCGACCUCUGCAUGAACGUCGACGUACACGACGUCGCGACGGGCAAGAUCCUCGAAGACCGGAACACGAGCCGGGAAGAGGCCGAGAAGAAGCUGGCGGAGACAAAGAACGUCGAUGCGGAGGAUGUGCCUCCUGCUGCUGUCGUGCCUGUCCCCACCGCUGCUCCUUUUCCCGAAGCCGCUCCUCCUCCUCCUGAGGAGCCAUCCGUGCUCGAUCCUGUUUUCAACGCUGAUGCGCUGCCGCCUGUGAUCAACGAGGACGACGUCAUCGCCGACGCUGCUGCUGAUGCCGCUGCCGCUCCUGCUCUCGAUACUCCUGUUGCAUACACCUCCAGCGAUGGCGACUCCAGCAGCGGUGAACCCGUCGGUUAAGACUACCCCGCGUCAUCCUUUCCCUCUUCGCAGCCACUCAAAGAUCAUGUAAAAUGCUUUAUCUCCAUUAUCAGUUCGUGUUCUACCACCACACGUUAAUAUCUACGCUAUCAUCCUUCCUUUCAUGUAUCCUCAUGAAUUUUGUAUUAUUCUAUUAUUAUAUCUAAUCCGACCGGGCUUUAUUUCAAUGUCGCGAGUCGUGUUUUUGCGCGCCAUGUUUUACUACAUUUGACUCAUUUUGUUGUUCUUGAGACUUUACUACCUGUUUUGUUUGAUGUUCCGUGACUCUUUCUCGAAUAAUUUGCAUCUUUCUAUUGUUGUGUUUAAUAGAUUCUAUCCACACA